UACCAACAUUCAAAGACGUACGCGAUUGCAGCGGAUUGCAGCGAUUGUCGGCGAGCGUACAAAUUUCUUUAGCACUUUAUAGUUUUCUAACCAGUAUCUACAAAAAAUGCCGGAGAACGUGCUAAAUGGUGAUCAUAUUGACGUAAAUGGUGCGCCUCAAGAUAAUGAUGAAGAGAAUAUUGACAACGACGUCCAUUUUGAACCUAUAAUUUCAUUACCCCUGAUAGAAGUAUCCAACAAUGAAGAAGACGAGAUAGAAAUGUUGAAGCUACGGGCAAAGUUAUAUCGUUAUGAUACAUCGAGCAAUCCUGCGGAAUGGAAGGAACGUGGCACAGGAGAAGUCAAACUACUAAGACACAAAACGAAAAAUACAGUUAGAGUAGUGAUGCGCAGAGAUAAAACUCUCAAGAUCUGUGCGAAUCAUUUCAUCACUCCAUGGAUGGAAUUGAAACCAAAUUGCGGCAGUGAUAGAGCAUGGGUUUGGAGCGUACUUGCCGAUUACGCUGAUGAACAACUCAAGCCAGAAUUACUUGCGAUACGUUUUGCAAAUGCUGAAAAUGCAUCAAUGUGGAAGGAAGCGUUUGAAAAAGCUAAGAAGAUUGUAGGAUCUGAAUGUGAGAUUUAUGCUGGCAAAAGCAAUUUGGAACAAAAGCGUAUUGAAAGUGACAGCGAAUCCAGCAGUGAUGUAAGUUAUAGCGAAAGUACUGAUAACGAAGACCAAACGAAAUCGUUGAAGCGGACUGAAGACCGUGAAGCGAUUUCUCAGCAAAAGGAUAUCGAGAACGAAACGACAGAAGAGAAACAAGUAAUAACGAAUGAAGAAAAAAUAAUCAACGAGAUCGCAAAGUUAAAAGUGAAAGACGAAGGUGAGAAGCAAUAAUUGUAUUCGGUGACACGAAAA
Mycetomoellerius zeteki is the source of this 901-nucleotide messenger RNA. RefSeq names its product ran-specific GTPase-activating protein. Gene Ontology annotation, cellular component: nuclear pore; cytoplasm. The coding region runs from base 107 to 880 and encodes 257 amino acids. Gene Ontology annotation, molecular function: GTPase activator activity. The record is from RefSeq and is a predicted model, not a curated record. Gene Ontology annotation, biological process: nucleocytoplasmic transport. Lineage: Eukaryota; Metazoa; Arthropoda; Insecta; Hymenoptera; Formicidae. The transcript has 4 exons.